AUGUCUGAAACAUCGACCCCUUCGCCGACAGCCUCAAUGUCUACCACACCAGCCACAUCGGCUUCCUCGGCGGCAAGGAGACCGCCUCGCAAGAGUACGCUCACGCAGCAGCAGAAAAACCAGAAGAGGCAAAGGGCAACACAAGACCAGUUGGUCACCUUGGAGGUUGAAUUCAACAAAAACCCCACGCCUACUGCUGCUGCGCGAGAACGUAUAGCCCAAGAAAUCAAUAUGACCGAACGUUCCGUACAGAUCUGGUUUCAAAACAGACGCGCAAAGAUCAAGAUGAUUGCCAAGAAGAGCAUUGAAACAGGAGAAGACUGUGAUAACCUCCCCGAGUCUAUGCGGCACAUGCUCGCCAUGCAAGCUCUCGAGUCAGGCAAGCCAUUUCCCAGGCAUUUACUGGGACGGAACAGCGGACCAAUGGCUCCGUAUGGCAGUGGUGGAAUGAUGCUGAACGGCGAGAGCAAUGGCACUGGGAAAGUCGUCAUUCAUCACUUCACUUGUCGGUCGCUAAGCAUCGGCAGCUGGCGCCGGGUUGGGCAGAAUGCGAUGGACCUUGUCAUUUUCUACUCGCCAGACAAAGCAUGCAUCACUUAUUAUAUCAACAACGAUUCCGCGGGCUACAAGAUCGAAUUCCCUUUUGCCUAUAUCAAACACAUCUCCCUUGAAUCGGGCGAAUCCAGUUCAAUCAACAACACGACCCCUCCUCGACCCGGCGGUCUAGUCAUUGAGCUCAAUCGACCUCCGAACUUCUUCAUGGACUCGUCAGGUUCUGGUGGCUUUUACCAAUGUGGCGAUUUCACCGAAGAUCAACAGGCAUCCCAGGUUCUUCUUCACCACCUUGGAGGACACGCCAAAGUCCUGAGCGGACAGCUUGCCAAGCUGGUGUCGUUGGAAUCGUUCCAGAAUAGGCACAGCCCUUUCGAGAUCAACGCCGUGCCAGCUACAGCACCAACGUCACCCGCGAUGGGCAUCGCUCGCCCAGCUUCCCAGCCCAACGUGCAAUUCGCGCGACCGCAGCCGCCUCAUGUGGGCAUGUACCAAGAAAAUCGGCUCGGCAUGAAUCUCCAUCCAGGGCGAGGCCACAAGAGACAGCGCAGUCGGUCGGUGCCUGUUGCCAUCGACUUCUCAAUGCUACAAUCGCCAAUACCGACCUUCCACAUCCAGCAUCCUUCAACCCAGUUUACCCCUGACGCAAGCAUAUUUCAGCCACUUCCUCAAUAUCCGGGCCAAGGAUCACUUGGUCAAAAUCUCCGUAUAGAUACCUCUCCCAACUAUGGAAUGGACUUCCGCCCAUUCCCUAUGUCCGCAGCAACGACAUCGCCAUCUGAAUAUGGAUUUCCACCGAACCAGACAGCUGGCAUGCCUGCAGCUGACUUCAACACACCAUACAGCCUACCAUUCCUCUCACCGUCGCCGAUGAUGGAUCCGUCACAUAUGCUACCACCGUCGCAUACUCCGCUCUCUCACAUGAGCCAUCAAGAUCCGGUGAUAGCCGAUCAGUCUCCGCCGUUAUCCAGCAUGCAUCCAAGUGCGUCUGCCGAUGUGUUCAGUAUGACGCACGACUCGAAUUUGCCAGAUGACGGUAUGAUGUUGAGUGAAAUGUACUCGAAGCAGAACCUCAACCUUGGCAUGGCUAGCCCAUCCAUGGAUGAUGGUAGCUUGAUGGCGAUGGCUGAUGUAUCAGAGUAUCACACCCCCGGGGAGACCAUGGAUAUGCCCAUGAUGCCAUAUGGGACCAUCGAUCCAAAUUCAUUGAAAGCUGAGAAUUCGACUUGA
Molecule: messenger RNA, 1782 nt
Organism: Endocarpon pusillum Z07020
Lineage: Eukaryota; Fungi; Ascomycota; Eurotiomycetes; Verrucariales; Verrucariaceae
Exons: 3
Coding region: 1-1782 (593 amino acids)
Biological process (GO): regulation of transcription by RNA polymerase II; cell differentiation
Molecular function (GO): DNA-binding transcription factor activity, RNA polymerase II-specific; RNA polymerase II cis-regulatory region sequence-specific DNA binding
Source: RefSeq, a predicted model, not a curated record